GAGAGCAGCUCAACGUUGCCAGGCUGAGCCCAGCGGCAGUCAGGGCGCCCGUGGAAGAAAGAGUGCGACGCGAGUCGGAUGGGCAGGCGCCGAAGCGCCUGCAGUUUGCCGCGCCGCGCUACGAUUCGCGGCGGCGUUGCCCCGCGCCUCGCGGCGCGGGCGCGGCGCCUGCGGCCGCGGGCGGGGCGCCGCCGGGGCCGCGCCGCGACUCGGCGUCGCCCCCCACGCUGCCGGGCGCCGUCGCGCAUGCCAAGCUGGGCAGGACCGCCCAGCAGCUUGCAGCGCAAGUCGAAGGCUGCGCCAGACGGGCUGCGCGCGAGCCUCGGCAGGGAGGGGGCGCUGGCUGCGCGACAGAGCCGCCGCGCGCCGGGGUUCCGAGCGCGAGCGAGUCGGAGCUCGUGCCGGAGCAGGGGCGAGCUCCAGGGCCCGUUUUCGAGUUGCCCAGCAAUCCGCGAGAUUGUCUCGCCCUGCUCGGCGGCGCGACGGCGCCAAGUCAUCCCGCGCACUUCUCCCUGUCAGACGCCAGCUCAACCCCGGCGCCGCUCGCGGACGCGCGGCGAGGGGGCGCGCCGACCACGGUCAAAUUGCAGAGCGCGCCCGGCCCGAGCGACUCUGCUGCCCGGCCCCGUCAAAGUCCAGCGCCUGCCCCCUACUCUGACCCCGUGUCGCAAGACCGGAAGGCGCGGCCCAAUUUUGCGCGGCCACUGCGCGAUCGGCACCUCGCCGACUUCUCCCUUGGGGGCGGGAUCCGCGCCGCCAUCCCGUUCGUCAAGAAGAAAAGAGGGCGCCUCCGCACGGCGGCGGACUGUCGUCGCUCCAACGAGGUGUUCUCCGAGCCCGAUCUCGCGAGCCUCGCGACGGGCGACGCUGUCGGUUGUCUCGAGAUGGCCGACGACGACGAGGUGCUCACCGCGGAGGGCGCCGACUUGAAGGGCGAUUUCCACCACCCGGAGCCCCUGGGAGCGCUGCGCUCCGCUUGCAUGCCGCGCGGCAUCCGAGCAGGGGCCUCGGGCAUCUCAUCGCUCCACGGUCGCGACGCGAAGCCGUCUGCCCGCGUCUCCCCGCGCCCGCGGGAGGCGCCGAUGGAUUGGCGAGCGGCCGCGGCGACGCCUCUCGCCUUCGCGAUGGGCGGCCUGCCCCCAUCGCUUGCAUCGCCCUGUCACCUGGAGUGCGUCGGCAACUUUAUCAUCAUCACGUGCGACGCCAGGUCGGCGCGCAACAACGCGACCAAGGUGGUGACCGAGCUGCAGCGCCGCGGCCUCGUCGCGACCAGGGGCGCCCACCUCGGCGACGACCGCAACGAGUGCGACAUGCUGGUCGCCACCGUCGGCUGCGUCUCUGUCUCGGCUGCCAGGGCGCUCGGCCACGUCGUCUUCGCGACCCUCGCGCGAAGCGAGGGGCUCGGCAUCUUCCAGGCCUGCCCCCGCCCCAUUCAGGAAUGCGACCAGGUCGAAGCCGCGCUCUGGAGUCAGUUCAGGAAGGAUGCAGGAAAAGGGCCCGCGCUCGCGCUGCUGCGCAUCAUGCGCAAGAUCAGCAGCCUUGCUUUGGCCGCGGGCUCAGCGUUCACUAGGGGUCGAGCCAGGAAGGCGAGGGCCAGGGCCUGGACCAGGCGCACGUCGCCUAACCGAUGCCCGAUCAGCCGGGCCGGCCUGAUAGCCUCGCUGGCGCACAGGUCCUGCGCACAUUUCCACGCGUCGCCGCGCGCCCUUUUCUGCGCCGCGCUGCCGGGCGCGAUGGGGCACUGCGUCGCCGGCCCGCCCCCUGGGACUGCUCGGGGGCGGCCAGCCGAGACGCCCGGGGCGGGCCCGAAGGGCGGGCCGACGCCGCUCGAGCGAGCCUGCUCGGUGGACGCGCCCCCAAGCAUGCCCGCGCUGAUCGCGGCGACGGCGCGGACCAAGGCGGGUCGUCGCCGAGCUCGCGCCGCCGUGCUCGAGGCAUUCGACGGUUGGGCGAAGUUGCGCGGGAGGUCGGCGGCGACGCUUGUCAAGAUGGACGCUUCCGUCCACUGCUACCUCGCGCGCCCCUUCCUGCUCGGCCGCCACUGGACCCAUGGGAAUCGCGUGAUCGCAGCGAUCGCGCAGAGGGGCGAGAUCCACGGCCUGAAGAUCGAGGGCGCGGCGCCGCCUGCGCCGGGCGGGCCCGACGCGCAUCGCUCCUAUUCCGCGACGCCGCGCGCGCAGGAGGUCGGCGAGGUCUCCGAGAUGGGGGAGUUCCAUGCGGCCGCGAGGCUCGCCCUCGACCGCCCGCCGGGGCUCGGGCCAGCGCGGCCGCGGAUGAACGCUUUGCGGCUCCGCGCGGGCGCCGCCGACGCCGCCUCGCCGUUCGCCCUCGGCCAGACGGAGGCGGCCGCCGCUUGGCCCGACGCCGCCCUGGCGCCGGGGCUCAAGAAGCCGGGCGCGCGCCACCUGCGCCUAUGGAACUCAGGGCCCGGCCGCGAUCACGCCGACAACCUGCGCGGCCUGGAGCACAUCUGCCGCCGGGGCCGCUGGACGUCGCGGCGCUCCGCGAGGCGCCGCGAGAAGGGGGGCCACUUGACUGGGCAGCUCCACAAGCUGGGCGCCGAGCAACGCCGCCAGCCGAGCUUCAACGACCUCGCUGGCAAGUUGGGAGGGUGCGUGAUCAGGCCCUUGGACUUCGCUGGCAACCUCCAGCGCCACGGGGAGCACCCUCGAGGGCAUUCGGAAUUCGCUGAGCUGCAGGUGCUUUUGGACGAGAACUAUUGCGCCUCCAUGACCUUGCUUUCCUUCCCAGACAGCGCUGAUGGCUGGCGUUGCAUUGAGCUUGCGAACUGCGCGCUGACUGCCAAGCUCACCCCCGCCCUCAGAGCCAUCACCUGCGGCGGGGUGGGGCUCCGCAG
This is a messenger RNA of Prorocentrum cordatum, 2857 nucleotides long. The record is from the annotation of a GenBank genome assembly. NCBI's taxonomy places the organism in Eukaryota, Dinophyceae, Prorocentrales, Prorocentraceae.